Hirundo rustica (Barn swallow) is the source of this 2531-nucleotide messenger RNA. It is a transcript of the gene P2RY12, whose product is annotated as purinergic receptor P2Y12. Bases 83 to 1108 code for a protein of 341 amino acids. The record is from RefSeq and is a predicted model, not a curated record. Gene Ontology annotation, molecular function: G protein-coupled purinergic nucleotide receptor activity. The transcript is spliced from 2 exons. Lineage: Eukaryota; Metazoa; Chordata; Aves; Passeriformes; Hirundinidae. Gene Ontology annotation, cellular component: membrane. Gene Ontology annotation, biological process: blood coagulation; G protein-coupled receptor signaling pathway.
CCUCUCUCAGUGACACACACUCAGGAGACACUGCAGAGGAGACGGGGCACAGCAACCCACAGAGGGGAGAGGGAAUACCACCAUGCAAAUGAAAGCCGCAGUCCAAUUCAGCACCUCCAGGAAUGCCAGCAACUGCACCAGCGACAGCAGGAUCAGCCAAGUCAUCUUCCCUUUGCUCUACACAUUUCUGUUCCUGGUGGGGAUCACUAUGAAUGGCCUGGCAAUGUGGGUCUUCUUUAAAAUAUCCAGUAAAUCCAAUUUCAUCAUCUUCCUCAAGAACACCGUAAUUUCUGACUUCCUCAUGAUCUUGACUUUUCCAUUUAAAAUCCUCAGUGACGCGAAGCUGGUGUCCUGGGUGCUGCGAGGGUUUGUGUGCCAGGUCACCCAGGUUGUGUUUUACUUCACCAUGUACAUCAGCAUCCUGUUCCUUGGUCUGAUCACUGUGGAUCGCUAUCAGAAAGCCACUUCACCAUUCAGAACAUCAACUCCACGGAGCCUUUUAGCUGCCAAGAUCCUGUCCACAGCAAUCUGGGUGUCGAUGUUUGCUCUCUCGCUACCCAACAUGAUUUUAAAUAAUAAGAAGAAAACUCCCAAGAGCGUAAGGAAGUGUGCCCUCCUCAAAUCAGAGUUUGGCUUAGUCUGGCAUGAAAUUGUAAACUACAUUUGCCAGCUCAUCUUCUGGGUUAAUUUAGCAGUCAUAGUGGUGUGUUACAUCCUCAUCAGCAAGGAACUCUACAAAUCCUACAAAAGGACACGAUGCACAGGGAAAGCAUCCAAAAAGACCGUCAAUCUCAAGGUCUUCAUAAUAAUUGCUGUGUUCUUUAUUUGUUUUGUGCCAUUCCACUUUACCAGAAUCCCCUACACGCUGAGCCAAACGAGAGACGUGUUUGACUGCUCUGCUCAGAACACCCUGUUCUACCUGAAGGAGACCACGCUGUGGCUGACGUCCCUCAACGCCUGCCUGGACCCGUUCAUAUACUUUUUCCUUUGCAAAUCAUUUAGGAAAUCCUUGCUGGACGUGCUGUGCAAGCACAGGGCGGCGCUGGGGCUCGAGGCACACACCAAGGAGCAGAACGAGGGGGAUGACACCGACGAGACGCCGCUCUAGACCUCAGCCCUCCACACGCCCCUUCCCGCCCACAUGCAUCUACUGAGGGUGGCAGGAGCACAGAUCCACAAAGAGUGUGCAGAACCUCAGCUUCUGUAGAAACAGCCCUGCAGAUGAAGCAUGAACACCCUGGAAACGCUGCCUGCAAAAAUAGAAAGCUUAAAUCACAGAGGAGCUGCCCUGAUCCAGCCUCCACCCCUCCCAAAACAGGAGCUCCCCUGAUCCCAACCUCCAUCCCUGCCAAAACAGGAGCUCCCCUGAUCCCAACCUCCAUCCCUGCCAAAACAGGAGCUCCCCUGCUCCAGCCUCCAUCCCUGCCAAAACAGGAGCUCCCCUGAUCCCAACCUCCAUCCCUGCCAAAACAGGAGCUCCCCUGAUCCCAACCUCCAUCCCUCCCAAAACAGGAGCUCCCCUGACCCCAGCCUCCAUCCCUGCCAAAACAGGAGCUCCCCUGAUCCCAGCCUCCAUCCCUGCCAAAACAGGAGCUCCCCUGAUCCCAACCUCCAUCCCUCCCAAAACAGGAGCUCCCCUGAUCCCAACCUCCAUCCCUGCCAAAACAGGAGCUCCCCUGAUCCCAACCUCCAUCCCUGCCAAAACAGGAGCUCCCCUGAUCCCAACCUCCAUCCCUGCCAAAACAGGAGCUCCCCUGCUCCAGCCUCCAUCCCUGCCAAAACAGGAGCUCCCCUGCUCCAGCCUCCAUCCCUGCCAAAACAGGAGCUCCCCUGAUCCCAGCCUCCAUCCCUGCCAAAACAGGAGCUCCCCUGAUCCCAACCUCCAUCCCUCCCAAAACAGGAGCUCCCCUGAUCCCAACCUCCAUCCCUCCCAAAACAGGAGCUCCCCUGAUCCCAACCUCCAUCCCUCCCAAAACAGGAGCUCCCCUGAUCCCAACCUCCAUCCCUGCCAAAACCGGAGCUCCCCUGUUCCCAGCUUCCACCCCUCCCAAAACCGGAGCUCCCCUGCUCCAGCCUCCACGCCUCAGAACUGCCUGGAAAGAAGUCUGAACUAAAAGCUGGAACAGUGAGGAAAAACUUAAAACAGAAUCAUGAAAUGCCACAGAUGAUAUAAUGGACUGUAAAUAUUUUGCAGAAAUAGCUGAACUUGGGCCAGAGUAAAGUCCAUGACAACACAGGAUGUGAGAAAUGCAGAUAAAAUCCACAGGAGAUUUGAUUUUUCAAUACAGGGAGUUGUCACCUCAUAUGCAACUGGCAGACAAAUAGAAGCCUAGGCCAGAUGUAGAGGAGCCAUUUGUGCAGAUUUUUGGUAACAGAAUAACACUUUGCUUAUCUCAUUCUGUGCUCGCAGUUCCUAAUCCAUUGACCAAUAAUUAAUAGUUGCAUGUCAGAGGAAAUUAUUUCAUGAUAAGGCUUAUCUUGAUAUGAAUUAAAUCCCCAAAUCCUUCCCGUGCUACAUAAAUAAACAAAAC